Molecule: messenger RNA, 1863 nt
Organism: Aspergillus sclerotioniger CBS 115572
Lineage: Eukaryota; Fungi; Ascomycota; Eurotiomycetes; Eurotiales; Aspergillaceae
Product: cytochrome P450
Exons: 2
Coding region: 23-1471 (482 amino acids)
Molecular function (GO): iron ion binding; oxidoreductase activity, acting on paired donors, with incorporation or reduction of molecular oxygen; heme binding
Source: RefSeq, a predicted model, not a curated record
GCUUGCAUUGUUUGCGUUCGUCAUGAUUGGCAUUGAUAUCUUCCAAGGGUCGUCGGCCCAGCCGUUGCUAUUGGCGGCCGUCGCGGUUGUUAGUGCCGUCCUCUGGAGAUGCUUCUAUCGCAUCUACCUUCAUCCUCUAUCAUCAGUUCCUGGUCCUAAGAUCGCCGCCUGCACUUCGCUUUGGCUAGCAUAUCACACCUAUGUUGGUGACGAAUGCACUGUCGUCUACGAUUUGCACCGAAGAUAUGGACCGGUGUUGCGAGUCGCCCCCAAUGAUGUUGACAUUGCCGACAAAGAUGCGCUGGAGCCAAUCUACAUUGCUCGCGGAGGCUUCCCCAAGACAUCGGCAUAUUCCAAAUUCGAUAUUGAUGGACAUACGACGAUAUUCUCGACUUUGACUCUGCCCGAGCGAGCGACGCGGGCCAAGGCUGUGGCACCCCUGUUUUCUACCGCUUCCAUCCGAAGUUCUCAGAAAGCCCUGGGCGAAGUUUUCGACGAUUUCGUGGGCAGACUGCAGGCUGAGGCACGCACUGGCAGGCCGGUAAACGUGCUGAAUGCGACACGUGCCAUGGCGAUUGACGCCGUGAGUGCAUAUCUCUUCCACGAGAGAUAUGGAGCCAUCACGGAGAAGACAGAGUCGAUGUCGGCCUCACCAUUUGUGGACUCCUACGUCGGUGUGGGAGCCUUCUUCAACAUUGUGCCUGGAAAGAUCGGGGACUUUCUCAUGGCGAUGGUCGAGCGCUGGUCAACAAACACCACCGUGAAGAAAUCACACGGAUUGAUGGAUCAGUACACGCGACAGCUUAUCCAAACAGCAAGGCCAAAUAGUGGAAGUUACCAGAGCCGUCUUUUAGAAAAGACAUCCACAACGCAGUCGCAGAUUGAAGUAAAGGAUGUCUGCUUUGCAGGAACGGACUCUACCGGAAUGAACACUGCGACGAUUAUAUGGUACCUGGCCAGACAGCCAGAAACUUACGCUCGUCUCAGAGAAGCCGUUUUGAAGAAUAUCGAAAAUGGCGAGGACCCAACCACCUGCGCCUAUCUGCGCGGCGUCGUCCGAGAAGGUCUCCGUCUCUCAUGGGCAAAUCCCAUCCGUUUGCCUCGUAUGGUACCGGCUGGAGGCUGGCAGUUCCGGGACUUCUACUUCCCGGCUGAGACCAGUGUCGGUGUUGCGGCCUUCCAGCUGCAUCAGGAUAGCAGUGUGUUCCCUGAACCGCAGCGAUUUCUGCCUGAGCGCUGGGAUAAUGCAGACGACGCAAUGCUCACAGCUUUCUUCGCGUUUGGAAAAGGUACUAGAGCAUGCAUUGCCCAGUCGUUGGCGAUGUAUGAAGUCACCAUGGCUAUCUUCAAAGUAGCCGAGUCGGAUGUUCUCCGUGGAGCAACAGCUGUUGAAGAUCGAAUUGAAAUAAAAGAAUGGUUCAAUUCAAAAGUCAAAGGAGAGGAGAUUUUGAUACAGUUUUCGCGGGACUGAAGAAAUGCAUGCCCACACGCGUUGAAGACAAAUCAUAGACAUGGUUCCGGGUUACGCCACACUAUGUCACGCAAAUGGGAACUUUCAAAAAUUGUCUUGAGAAAAAUCAAUGUCCUCACCGUUUAGCCACUCAAUCAUUUCCUGAUAGAGGGCAUCUCGCUCUUUGCCAAAUAACUGAGGCAGGUUCUGCUUGAUCGGGUAACCUAACCGGCGCAUACCGUAGGCCAGAAACUGGUAGCCCUUAGGCUCCUUGGCUAAGGAUUCAUGGUCAAUGUUUGGAAGUCGGGUCGCAUCCACGGGCACCAUUUUAUCCUUCUCAUAGAUCGGAUGAUUGCAGAAGAUUUUCCAUCCAUCGGGUUGCUUCCCCAAGAAGAAUACAAAGCGACAAUCGC